Acytostelium subglobosum LB1 is the source of this 981-nucleotide messenger RNA. RefSeq lists its product as hypothetical. NCBI's taxonomy places the organism in Eukaryota, Evosea, Eumycetozoa, Acytosteliales, Acytosteliaceae. Bases 1 to 981 code for a protein of 326 amino acids. The transcript is spliced from 3 exons. The record is from RefSeq and is a predicted model, not a curated record.
AUGAUUCGUCAAUACAAACAACAGACGUUCGAGAUCAUCAUCAAUGCGAUUAAGAAUAGAGUAUUGGCACGCAAAUGGUGGAUCAAAGAGGACAGUGUUCUCCAUCAGAUUAUUUACUUGACACAAUUGGACAACAGUGACCAAAAACAACAACAACAACAACAACAACAACGACAGGAGAUCCUCCAUCAGGUGCUCAACAAGGGUAGAGACCUAACGAAUAUCAUUUUCCAAUACUUCAAACAACAUUUUCACCCGAUUGAACGAUAUUGUAAUGUGCUCUUUCCUCAACUCUACUUAGACAAUCUUAUCACGAUGGUGAGGCUCAUGGGCCCAUCACUUCCAUAUCACUUUGGAACCCAUGGGGCCUAUCUCCUUUCAAAGAUUGGCAAUUCAUCAAGCUUUAAGUGGUACAAUUCAUCAAUACUUCUCACCGAUGCCAUUGUGUCAUCGUUCAUUGCAGCUGGCCAACCACCUCCACAAAUCCUAUUACAAUUCUUGAACACAUUGCCGAUCAAUCCAAAAAUUGAUCGAAACAAACCAACCAUUGAAUGGAUAGAGCCACUCAUUCACAUUUUCGACUUGACCAAGCGAGUGGACUUCUUUCAAUUGGCGAUGCAGUUGCUGUUCAAAACAAAAUCAUCAUCAACUCAAUCGAUCAUGGAGAAUCUCUUCCAGUCGCAUCCAACCGCAAUCAAGGAGUUCUUCACCAAGCAGUCCAAUGUUGACCGGAUGGACAAUGUAACCAACCUCAGCCUGGUGAUCAAUUGCAUCGUUCAAUCAUUGGUCCCUGCUAACUUUAUUAAAGUUAUCAUGGACAAGUCAUCUCCAUCUCGCUACAACAACAGUGAUAACAAGGUCAUAUUCACAUCAUCGUGCACCGACCUCUCGAAAGCAUCGAUCAUGUUCAUCGACAUCAUGUUUGAAGGUCUUUAUGGAACCAGGAGAUGGACCAACAUCGGUACAGACACAUCCCAUUAA